AUGGCUGCUGAGUCUAAUCAGAGUUCAAGCGACACCCAGUCGAUCUCUCAGGGAGUUCUCCCAAAAGGGGCCUUCCCUGAUGACGAAAAAAUCACUCUCGACGAUGGGAAGGACACCAAGGACGAACAUGUCUACAUCGCAAACACCCUCCCUCUGCCUCGCCAAAUCCUCUUCAUCCUGACCGUCUGCUCGGCCAUGUUCACGAACCAGCUCGGACUGGGCCAGACAAUGGAUAUGGUUCGAGUGAUUGGGGAGUGGUACGGAAUCACCAACAGCAACGAGUUGUCGUGGCUGGUGGCCGGCUACAGCUUGACCAUCGGCACCUUCGUCCUGGUUGCCGGCCGGCUAGGCGACGACUUUGGACACAAGAAAAUGUUCAUCAUCGGCAUGAGCUGGUACGCACUGUGGACGCUUGUCUGCGGCCUGGCAGUCUAUUCUUCUCAGGUCCUGUUCAUAUUCGCCCGUGUCUUUCAGGGCAUGGGACCGGCGGUGACGCUCCCCAACGCGAUCGCCAUCCUCGGCCAGUCGUACGCGCCCGGCCCUCGCAAGAACAUGGCCUUUGCAUUCUUCGGCGGCAGUGCCCCCUUUGGCGCCAUUGGUGGGUUUGCUACCGGUGGUCUCUUUGCGCUGGCCUGGUGGCCGUGGGCGUACUGGAGCGCAUCCAUCGCCCUCGCCUGUCUCGCCAUCGUCUCCAUUUACACGAUCCCACCUCAACCGACGAGCACCACGCCCAAUAUGUUGAUGUUCGGCCAGAAGAUCAUGCACCUCGAUCUUCCCGGCUGCUUUACCGGCAUUGCCGCGCUGGUGCUGAUUAAUUUUGCGUGGAACCAGGCCGCUGGAGUCGGCUGGCAGCCGCCCUACGUCUACGUGUGCCUGAUCCUAGGAUUCCUAUUCGCGGCCGCCUUCUUCUGGAUCGAACUGCGCUGGUCGAAAGACCCCAUCCUACCCCUGGCAGCCUUCAACUCCGACAUCGCCUUUGUGCUGGGCUGCACCGCCUGCGGCUGGGCCACCUUCGGGAUCUGGGUGUACUACGCCGCCGUAUUCGUCAUGGAGCUGAACAAAGUCAGCCCGCUGCUGCUCGCGGCGUGGUACAGCCCCGUGAUUCCGUCGGGGCUGUGCGCCGCGCUGGCGGUGGGCAAAAUGCUGGGCCGGGUCUCCGCCGCAUGGGUCAUGGUCAUUGGGAUGGUGGCGUAUCUGGUCGGAUCCAUUCUCAUCGCCACGUUGCCGACGCACCAGAUCUACUGGGGCAAUUUCUUCUGGAGCGUUCUGAUCAUCUGCGUCGGAAUGGACUCGUCCUUCCCUGCUGCGACGAUCAUCUUCUCCGACGCCGUCCCGGCCAAGUACCAGGGCAUCGGCGCCAGUGUGGUCAUGACCAUUGUUAACUACAGUAUCUCGCUGGGACUGGGCUUUGCGGGGACAGUGGAGCGGGAAGUCAACAACGGAGGACAUACGUAUGAGGAUAAGAAAAAGGGGUAUCGGGGUGCGUUUUACUUCGAGCUGGGCCUGUCUGGUCUGGGGUUGGUGUUGAGCCUUGCCUUCUUGAUCAAAGAUCACUUCCGCAAGAAGGCAAAGAAGGCUGCUGGUGGAGAGGAUCAGAGUGCUUAG
This is a messenger RNA of Aspergillus clavatus NRRL 1, 1605 nucleotides long. Its product is annotated as MFS transporter. Gene Ontology annotation, molecular function: transmembrane transporter activity. Gene Ontology annotation, biological process: transmembrane transport. The transcript is spliced from 2 exons. Bases 1 to 1605 code for a protein of 534 amino acids. Gene Ontology annotation, cellular component: membrane. The record is from RefSeq and is a predicted model, not a curated record. NCBI's taxonomy places the organism in Eukaryota, Fungi, Ascomycota, Eurotiomycetes, Eurotiales, Aspergillaceae.